CUUUGAGCUGCCUCCUCGCCCUUCUCGCUCACACUCUCUUUCACUUUCGAGUGAUUUUUGUCCCUCUCAGACAGUCCCACGCCGGCAGCAGCCCAGCAAGCGGCAGAGGCGUCGGAGGGACAACACAGCAUCACUCCCAUGGAUACCCGCAUGCAGGACCCACUCCUGGGAGCACCCGGCUCAGCAUAUCAGACCUUCCCACAGCAGGCUGCCCGCCCCUUGGACCGGGAAUAUAUCAGGACCCUCCAAAACAAGCGUCUCUUUCUAGCCGCUUUCGCUGCCGUCCUAGGGAACUUCAGUUUCGGGUACGCCUUGGUUUACACGUCCCCCGUGAUCCCGGCCUUGGAAACAUCCAAUAUCCCUGCCUUGAAAAUAACCCACAAGGAGGCAUCCUGGUUUGGGUCCGUGUUCACGCUGGGCGCUGCCGCCGGAGGCCUCAGCGCCAUGUUCCUGAAUGACCGUCUGGGUCGGAAGCUGAGCAUCAUGGUCUCCGCUGUCCCCUCCGCUGUCGGCUACGCCUUCAUGGCCGGCGCCCAGGGACUCUGGAUGCUGCUGCUGGGGCGACUGCUGACGGGCUACGCGGGCGGCGUGACGGCCGCCUCCAUACCGGUCUAUAUCUCCGAGAUCUCUCACCCUGGGGUCAGAGGAACAUUGGGCUCCUGCCCUCAGAUCAUGGCUGUUCUUGGGUCCCUCAUCCUGUACGCCCUGGGCCUGAAGCUGCCCUGGCGCUGGCUGGCCGUGGCUGGGGAGGUGCCGGUUCUCACCAUGAUCAUCUUGCUCUGCUUCAUGCCCGACUCGCCCCGCUUCCUCAUCUCGAAGGGCAAGGAGGACAAGGCGCUCCAGGUCCUGCGCUGGCUCCGGGGACCCGACACGGAUUUCCACCGGGAAUUUGAGCAAAUGCGAGAAAGCGUCUGGCACCAGAGCAAACGGAUUUCCUGCGCGGAGAUCAGGGACCCGUUCAUUUACAAGCCGAUCCUGAUCGCGGUGCUGAUGAGGUUCCUGCAGCAGCUCUCGGGCGUCACCCCCACCCUGGUGUAUUUGCAGACGAUAUUUCAGAGCACCUCUGUAAUAUUGAAGCCAGAGUAUGAUGCAGCGAUCGUAGGGGGAGUCCGCUUGGUGUCUGUGCUCAUUGCUGCGUUCUCGAUGGACAAAGCUGGCAGGAAAAUUCUUCUCUACCUAUCAGCUGGGAUCAUGUUAGCCUCCAACCUGACCCUGGGCCUCUACAUCCACUACACACCAAAGCCUUCUCACAACUCUACCCUGGCCGUCAUGAACGGGACCACUGUGAGCCCAGAAAGCCUUACGGCAGAGCCCUCGCACUACGUCACCCUCAUCCCCCUGGUGGCUACCAUGCUCUUCAUAAUGGGUUAUGCCAUGGGUUGGGGCCCCAUCACCUGGUUGCUGAUGUCAGAGAUCCUCCCUCUGAAGGCCCGUGGUGUGGCCUCAGGCCUCUGUGUCCUCGUGAGCUGGCUCACUGCCUUUGCUCUGACCACAGUCUUCCUCCCAGUUGUGCAAGCCUUUGGCCUCGAAGUCCCAUUCCUGUUCUUUGCAGUCAUCUGCGCCGGGAACCUCAUCUUCACAGGCUGCUGUGUGCCAGAGACCAAAGGCCGGUCCCUUGAGCAAAUCGAAACCUUCUUCCGGACUGGGCGGAGAUCCAUCAUGAGGAACCACGUAUGAGGAUCCUUUAGGAACCGCCACCUGCUCACUGAGCUUUCAAAACAACAUCUUACAUGCCAGGGGACGUGUGCUGCCAGAAGCAGAACCUGACAUUUUCUCUGUGCCCGCAAGGCCUGCAAACACCAUGCAUGCGGGCUUGUUGGGGACGGCCUCAUUGUCUUUGAGAACCACACGCUGGAAUUUCACUUCCUUUUCAAGAGUCACUCGACACUAUUCUAAGGGGUCUCCGAGCAGCUCGAUAGUGGUAGGUACCCUACGGCCCGGGAGCCAUAUGGCCCAUCAGGGUUCUAUGUGAGGCCUGCCAGCCAUUUUUUGUUUACUGUUGCCCACGUGCAGGGUUGCUAGAUUCUGCUGAUUUCCAUCCGCAUCGUUUUUUUCCUACUAGCAUUACUAAAGUCACACGCAUAUAAAGCCAGGGCAUGUGAGGUGGGGGCUGAUUGCUCAUAGCGCUCACUGUGAGAGCCGGGCACUCCCUCUGCCUCCAAUCACAAUGCUGCUAUGGUUCGGUCUGUACCCCGCAAAUUCUAGGUACCCAGCACAGCCCCUGCCUGUAGCGGGAGAAUGGGAGGUGUCUUCCAGCCCAGCAGCAGGUGGGGGGGUCUCCUCCAGCCAGGCUAGAACCCCCUUCUCCCCCCCCCCCACACACACACUUCCCCCCUUUUAAUCCAUUAACCAAUAAAACAAUG
This is a messenger RNA of Pelodiscus sinensis (Chinese soft-shelled turtle), 2363 nucleotides long. It is a transcript of the gene SLC2A6, whose product is annotated as solute carrier family 2 member 6. Gene Ontology annotation, cellular component: membrane. The record is from RefSeq and is a predicted model, not a curated record. NCBI's taxonomy places the organism in Eukaryota, Metazoa, Chordata, Testudines, Trionychidae. Gene Ontology annotation, molecular function: transmembrane transporter activity. Gene Ontology annotation, biological process: transmembrane transport.